This is a messenger RNA of Ogataea angusta, 537 nucleotides long. RefSeq lists its product as uncharacterized. The record is from RefSeq and is a predicted model, not a curated record. The coding region runs from base 1 to 537 and encodes 178 amino acids. Lineage: Eukaryota; Fungi; Ascomycota; Pichiomycetes; Pichiales; Pichiaceae. Gene Ontology annotation, cellular component: cytoplasm; nucleus. The transcript has a single exon.
AUGACCACCGAAAUUCCCAGCUCUGUGUUGCAUCUGCUACAAAAUGCCAACUUCAUCCACUUGGGGACCUGUCUCAACAACGUGCCCCACGUGAGUCUGAUGAAUUACACGCUUAUUAGCCCCGAACAGAAGUAUCACGACACGACUGGCAAGAACCACUAUUUGCUCAUAUCCACGCCAAAGGAUACUCAGAAGUACCACAAUCUAUCUCAAAACCCACAAUGUUCCAUUCUGGUUCAUGAUUGGACCACGUCGACGAAAGCAAGCGGAGUGUCGCGACACGGUCAAUUGCUCAGAUUGCUCGAGGAUCUUAACCAAUCUGAGUUGUGCGAGCUGAGUUGCAAUUUGACAGGGUAUGUCGAGCAAGUUUUCGACGAGGAUGAGGACUCGGAGGAAACAAAGUAUUACAGAGACCUACACACCAAGAGCAACCCCGAUGCCAAGCCGUUCUUGGAAAACAAGGGCGCUGCUCUGCUGCUGAUCAAAGUUGAACUGUCUAAGGUGGUGGACUCUAACUUUAACAUAUCCAAAUAUUAA